Panonychus citri (citrus red mite) is the source of this 963-nucleotide messenger RNA. RefSeq names its product polyubiquitin-B. The coding region runs from base 127 to 816 and encodes 229 amino acids. The transcript has 3 exons. Gene Ontology annotation, cellular component: cytoplasm; nucleus. Gene Ontology annotation, biological process: modification-dependent protein catabolic process; protein ubiquitination. The record is from RefSeq and is a predicted model, not a curated record. Gene Ontology annotation, molecular function: ubiquitin protein ligase binding; protein tag activity. Lineage: Eukaryota; Metazoa; Arthropoda; Arachnida; Trombidiformes; Tetranychidae.
ACACUAAACCAAUUAUUCAUUCUUUGUGUUUACUUCGAGUUACAUCAAUUAACAGUUAAUUCUUUCCAAUUUUCUCUUUGUUCUUCUUGAAAUUUAUUUCUACGUCUCAACUUUCUCGCAAUCAUCAUGCAAAUUUUCGUGAAAACUUUAACAGGAAAAACUAUCACCCUUGAGGUUGAACCUUCUGAUACUAUUGAAAAUGUUAAAGCCAAAAUCCAAGAUAAAGAAGGUAUCCCACCCGAUCAACAACGUUUGAUCUUCGCUGGUAAACAAUUGGAAGAUGGACGAACUCUUUCGGAUUACAAUAUCCAAAAAGAGUCUACCCUUCACUUGGUCCUCCGACUUCGUGGUGGUAUGCAAAUCUUCGUCAAGACCUUAACUGGAAAAACAAUUACCCUUGAAGUUGAGCCUUCUGACACCAUUGAAAAUGUAAAAGCUAAAAUCCAAGAUAAGGAAGGUAUCCCACCCGACCAACAACGUUUGAUCUUCGCUGGUAAACAACUCGAAGAUGGUCGAACCCUCUCUGACUACAACAUUCAAAAAGAAUCUACUCUUCACUUGGUCCUUCGUCUCCGUGGUGGUAUGCAAAUUUUCGUGAAAACUUUAACUGGUAAAACCAUCACCCUUGAGGUCGAGCCUUCUGACACAAUCGAAAAUGUCAAGGCUAAAAUCCAAGACAAGGAAGGUAUUCCCCCUGACCAACAACGUUUAAUCUUCGCUGGUAAACAACUUGAAGAUGGUCGAACCCUCUCAGACUACAACAUCCAAAAAGAAUCAACUCUUCAUUUGGUCCUCCGUCUUCGUGGUGGUAACUAACCUCAACAUUAUCCAAAAUCUCCUUUUUUGUCAAAGCUACAUGACCUCAUUUAAUUUGUUCCAACAACUUUAAAGAAGAAAAAACAUUUUCAUUUAAUUCAAUGGUUCAUGAUUUAGAAUAAAAGCUAAGGCUCAUUCAACUAUCAA